This is a messenger RNA of Pneumocystis murina B123, 408 nucleotides long. RefSeq lists its product as hypothetical. Lineage: Eukaryota; Fungi; Ascomycota; Pneumocystomycetes; Pneumocystales; Pneumocystaceae. The record is from RefSeq and is a predicted model, not a curated record. Bases 25 to 408 code for a protein of 127 amino acids. The transcript is spliced from 3 exons. Gene Ontology annotation, biological process: mitochondrial electron transport, ubiquinol to cytochrome c.
AAAAAUCUUUUUUUUUAAAAUAUUAUGAUAGUCCCUCCAACAUUAAUUCAACCUCUAUUGAAAUACAAGUCUUUGACAACUUUUCUAAAGCCUAUUGCAGAAGCCUAUAUAAGUCUUGCAGGAUAUAGAAAACUCGGAUUACGAUAUGAAGACCUUUUGCCAGAAGAAAAUGAUGCUAUGGAAACAGCUUUAAAGCGACUACCGAAGUCAGAAGCGUAUGAUCGUGUGUAUCGACUACGUGUUGCUUUGCAAUGUUCAUUAACACAUACACUUUUACCUAAAAGCCAGUGGGUUAAAGCAGAAGAAGAUACGAGAUAUAUCAGUACGGUUUUAAAAGAAGUAGUGGCAGAAAUGAAUGAACGAAAUGAAUUAGAUACCCUAAUGUUGGAAAAAAAUCCUAAAGAUUAA